UUGAAGGCACCAAUCCUCUUCAGGACAACUCCCAGCAGUUUCCUGUAGUGUCCUCCCUGCGUUCUUCUCAUCUCAGCAUCCAUCCACCAUGUCAGUCUCUGUUCGCAUGACAACCUCUACAGUUCCCAGGACCAUGACCUCCAAGUCCAUUAUCACCAAGACCCGGAGCAGUUCGGCGGCCUUUCCGCAGAAAGCCCACAGCGUGUAUGGAGGUAGUCUAAGAGGUAGCACCCGCAUCUCUACUUACAGAGUUGGAGGUGGUGGAGGAUAUGGUGGAGGACACGGUUUUGGUGGAGGAUACGGAGGAGGAUACGGUGGAGGACAUGGUGGAGGAUUCAGCACUGGAAUCUUGGUUGGAGGUGACAGUGACUUGAUGCAGCUGAAUGAGAAGGCCACCAUGCAGAACCUGAACGACCGUCUGGCGUCCUACCUGGAGAAAGUGCGCUCACUGGAGGCUGCCAAUGCCACUUUGGAGAGGCAGAUCCGCGAGUACUAUGAGAAGAAAGGGCCGAUUGCACAGAGGGACUACAGCCACUACUGGAACACCAUCAAGGACCUGAAGGACAAGAUUAAAAAUGCUACCAUCCACAACGCCAACAUCCUCCUGCAGAUUGACAACUCUAAACUGGCUGCUGAUGACUUCAGGAUAAAAUAUGAGCAUGAACUGGUAAUGCGGCAGUCUGUGGAGGCCGACAUCGCUAACCUGCGCCGCUUGCUGGACCAGACGACCCUGACAAAGGCCGACCUGCAGAUGCAGAUUGAGAGUCUGCAGGAUGAGCUGGCGUUUAUGAAGAAGAACCACCAGGAGGACUUGGCUGCACUGAGGUCACAGCUGACAGGCACAGUGAACGUAGAGGUUGAUGCUGCUCCUCAGCAAGACCUGAACAAGGUUCUGGAGGAGGUUCGUGCUCAUUAUGAGAACAUCAUUCAGAAACACCGCAGGGAACAGGAAGACUGGUUUAAAGACAAGACGGCAGGUUUGAACAAAGAAGUGGCCAUCAGCACAGAGACCAUACAAACAACCAAGACACAGAUCACAGAUCUACGACGCACCUUGCAGGGUCUGGAGAUCGAACUACAGUCUCAACUCAGCAUGAAAGCGGCACUGGAAAACUCACUGGCAGACACAGAGGCUAGGUACAGCGCUAUGCUAGCAGGCUACCAGAACCAAAUCAACAUGCUGGAAGCUGAGCUAAGUCAAGUGCGGGCUAGCAUUGAGCAACAGGGGCGAGAAUACGCCUUGUUGCUGGACAUCAAGACUCGUCUGGAGCAGGAGAUCGCCACCUACAGGAGCCUCCUGGAAAAUCAAGACAUUAAGACUCAAAUGCCAGGUGCAACUGUCACCAUCACCACAGGUGGAACAACAACAAUCCAGAAGACACAGCAUAGAUUCUAAAUGCAGAGCACACUGCUUUAUGAGACAACAUCUGGACACACACAUACAUUUGGUUUUGAAAGUUUACUGAAGUAAUAUUGAGAAAAAGUGUUACCAAAAGAAAAACAGAUGAUGAUACUCAUUUAUGUGUGAUAAAUUCUAAAGUCUCUGAAAAUAAAGCUGCUGUCAUGCUGUCUUUAUCUGAA
This is a messenger RNA of Sinocyclocheilus rhinocerous, 1581 nucleotides long. RefSeq names its product keratin, type I cytoskeletal 19-like. The transcript has 8 exons. The record is from RefSeq and is a predicted model, not a curated record. Gene Ontology annotation, cellular component: cytoskeleton. The coding region runs from base 89 to 1396 and encodes 435 amino acids. Lineage: Eukaryota; Metazoa; Chordata; Actinopteri; Cypriniformes; Cyprinidae. Gene Ontology annotation, molecular function: structural molecule activity.